Molecule: messenger RNA, 642 nt
Organism: Theileria parva strain Muguga
Lineage: Eukaryota; Apicomplexa; Aconoidasida; Piroplasmida; Theileriidae
Product: putative integral membrane protein
Exons: 1
Coding region: 1-642 (213 amino acids)
Source: RefSeq, a predicted model, not a curated record
AUGGCUGCGGAAUUACAGUAUAAAGCUGAGACCAAGAAUGGGAAACCUGUUCUAUACAAUAGAAUUACACCUGAAUCUGAGUGGGACGACAUAACACACACUAGACACAACCUUGACAAUUUGGAAUUCUACGACUUGAAUAUCAAGUUAACCAAAGUCUCCCAGUGUUCAACAGAGUUAUCCGGUCUAAUUUUCAGGAUAUUUCUGAACUUCCUCUGCUACCACUUGGAGAACGGUGACAAAUUGUUAUGGAAUUACCGUGCAGAUCCUUUUCACAGAAUACCUUUCCAAUUAUUCAAUCUCAAGAGAAACACUAUGAGAUUAGUGUUUAAAGAGAACACAAUGGAGAAUUUGAGUAUGGUGGGAUAUGUGAAUGACUGGGUUAAGCCUGGAAAAAUACUUCAAAAAACAAUCAAUGGGAAUAAGACAAUUGCGAUUGGAGACCAAAGAACAAUUAACAAUCUCAAUCAUUGGUUACUCACCUGUUUUCCCGUCUCUAAACCCUCACAACUGAUUCCAGAUGUCAAGAGUACUCAGUUACCUUCACAUAAUACACUGAUGCUAAUUACUAUACUUAAUAUACUACUGCUAAUUACUAUACAUAAUACACUGAUGCUAAUUACUAUACAUAAUAUACUAUAG